AGACACUCCUUCAGAGCCAUGGGUGGGCGUGGGAGUCACUGCUUGUGUGACGCCGAUGAUGAUGGGGAGACGAACGUGAACUUUCUGGAUGAGAAGGGCUCGGGGCCCUCCGAAGUGAGGCCGCUCUUUACGUACGAGAACGGCGCCACCUACCAUGGCUCAUGGAUGGGUGAGCUGCGGCAUGGGCAUGGGGAACAGAUGUGGCCCGAUGGUGCCAGAUACUGCGGGCAGUGGGUCAAAGACAAGGCACACGGCCAGGGCCGCUUCGAACACGUGGACGGAGAUGUCUACGAAGGCCAGUGGCAGGCAGACAAGGCGCAUGGCCAGGGCAUGUACCAACACGCUGACGGCUCGCGCUAUGAGGGCCAGUGGAAGGAAGAUAAGCAGCACGGCCGUGGCUUAGAGCUUUGGCCUGACGGUGCCAGAUACCAAGGGGACUACCUGGAGGGCCGGAAGAACGGCCAGGGAAGCUUCAGUUGGGCGGAUCGCUCGAGUUACGAGGGCGGCUUCCGCGACAACGAGAUCAACGGCGAAGGGCUGUACAUUUGGGGUGAUGGUCGAAGGUACCAAGGGCAGUGGGUGAACAACCGUAUGCACGGCCAUGGGGUCUUCACCUGGGCAGAUGGCCGCACCUACGAAGGACAAUACAAGGAAGAUUCAAAGGAUGGGCACGGAGUGUUCUCCUGGCCUGAUGGCCGAAAGUAUGAUGGGCAAUGGAAGGAUGGCAAACAACAUGGCACGGGCUCUUACGUGAGUUUGGCCGGAGAGAAGAAGCAAGGAGUCUGGGAGGAGGGCCGCCGAUUGAGAUGGCUCUCGGAGGCGGAGACGAAUCUGGCCUGACCGCGACCGGGCGUUAGGACCCGACCGGUCGGGUGCAGCUGCGUGAGCCCAAAGCCGUUGCUGAGACGAACGAA
Molecule: messenger RNA, 914 nt
Organism: Durusdinium trenchii
Lineage: Eukaryota; Dinophyceae; Suessiales; Symbiodiniaceae
Source: the annotation of a GenBank genome assembly